AUGACUGAAGAAACCCUGGAAAUUGAGCAGCAACUCGACAAAUUGUUGACUGAUAUCCAACCAAAUUUACAAGAUGUUAUCAAGAGGAGUUUUACCAAUGUUGCAAUACAACAAACCAAAAAUGGUGAACAAAUCAAAACAGACGUUCUGGAAGAUACUUCAUACUUUGCUAAAAAUACUCAGGUGACAUUAUCUAGAUUAGAGCUAGUUAAAUCUCCAACAUUCCACAUGCAAUCAGUAUCCCUAGAUCUGAAGUCAAUGUCCCUAUCAUUAAAAUGCUCAUUAGGGGAAGUAAAUGUAAGAGGGCUCUACAGUGCUUUUAAUGAAAACCUAUACAACCUUAUUCCUGUUAUGUCAGAAGGUCAUCUUGUAAUAUCAUUGUCAAACAUGAUUGCAGAUGUAAAGGUGGGCUUAGUUCUAGUAGAUGACGCAUUUUCGUUUAUUAACCCCGCUAUAGAAUUUAUUCACGACGAAGUUCUUGUAAAGUUGUCAUGGCCAUCACCACAAAGAAAUGGAGGAUAUGAAUUCACAACCACAGAGCAACUGGCAAAACAUAUAGAUGAUUUACCGCUAACAGCUGCAAUAUCUCUGGCGUUAUUCGCCCUCCUGAGACAGAAAUUGCAGCGACACCUGGAGAAAGUGCUUUACCAAGCUACCAGCGUGUCGGACGUAGUGGGGUGUAAUCCUAGUAUGUUGGAAGCAUAUAGCGCAAUGGUGAAUAAAUUGAGUGAGAGUGGAAAUCGAGUGAUCGAUAUGAUUUUGAUCAACAUGCGACGUACCCUCCUUCAGACGUGUACUGAAAUUUUGGAACUACCCCCACUUCAUGCUACCUUUUUACAUAAGAUAGGUUCAGUAUCGUUUGUUGGUAAAUUUGAAACGGAAUUGGGUUGGGUGAAGAAUUUAGCGAGUAUAAAUCGGGUAAAUGAUGUCACAGUGACACGCCCAGAUCCUGGGAGAACAUGUUUCCAUGUCACCCUCAAGAUCAAGGAUUUGCAGAUUGGUUACGACGAAUAUAGGGUGAAGGCUUUGGGGGUAGGUUGUACGGGUCGAGUAGUUUCUUCGUUCAGUGAUAACUCCAUACACAUGGCGUUAUGCGUGGGUCUGGCUCGCUGGGAGCCCUAUGCACAGCUGGAUGACUUGCGAGUGCAUCAUUGCGGGGGAAUGGAUAUGCACAUAACUGGCCUGGGUCCGCUAAGCGGAGAGUUGAAUUCGGUUCGGGGAUGGAUACGCGGCGCUGUCCGUGCGCACGCGCAGCCCGCUAUUGACGCGCAAUUACAACACGAAUUACGUACAGCACUCACUGAGUUACCGCUCACUGAAUUAAUAAGAGAGGCUCAGACUUAG
Molecule: messenger RNA, 1344 nt
Organism: Pieris macdunnoughi
Lineage: Eukaryota; Metazoa; Arthropoda; Insecta; Lepidoptera; Pieridae
Source: the annotation of a GenBank genome assembly